GGGAAGUUGAGGACCCAAAGGCAGAGAGCAGGCAGGCAGGAGAACAUUUGAGAUGGGAGAUUAUUCAUCCAGUAAACAACAAAGACAUGGACCCUUUUCCCAUCUGUAUGAUCAAAUGUUCAUACCCAAAGUACAACCAGAAAAUGAGUGGAAGCAUGAAGACAACUCUGUAAAGAUGUUUCACCACCUGGUGGAAUCUAAUAAUAAAAAGCUGGAGCUGGAGAUGAAGAAUAAGGAGAAUGGUCUGACUGAUGAUGACUUGAAUUUCAUCAAAAAGUUGAUUGAAGGACUGAAGGACCCUACAGAAGUCCAGUGGUCAAAGAUUGGUCGGACAGAGGACAAAUUCUUCCUGUUUGAAAUCGUGGCCAACAAAACCAACGGCAUUGAUGUGGACAAGUUUGACUACUUUGCCAGGGACUGCUACCACCUGGGCAUGAAGAACAACUUUGACCAUCUCCGCUUCAUACAGUUUGCCAGAGUGAUUAAAGUGAAAAAAGACGGGCUGAAUCACAUCUGCAGUAGAGACAAGGAGGUGGGCAAUCUGUAUGACAUGUUCUACACCAGGAACUGUCUCCACAGAAGAGCCUACCAGCACAAAGUGAACAAGAUCAUAGAGUAUAUGAUCGCAGAGGCCUUUGUAAAAGCAGACGAGCAUAUCAAGAUUAAAGGCUCAAGAGGGAAAGAGUUCACUCUCUCUACAGCCAUAGAUGACAUGGAGGCCUACACCAAGCUGACAGAUCAUGUGUUUGAACAAAUACUCGAGCUGGAUGAAGCAAAGGUCCCCAACUCUUCUUCCGCGGAUCUGGCUGAGGCAAGGAAGAUUCUAGAAAGGAUCAUCUCUCGAGAUCACUACAGGUUUCUGGGUGAAACCAAGCCUAGACAAGUCCCAACCAGGGAGAAGAUUAACGGUUGGAAAGAGGAAUUGGAUCAAGCCAGACAGGAUGAUCAUGAUCUGGAACCAAUACUCAACCCCUUCACUAGGGAGACGGCUGAGGCAUGUCGGAUUCUAUCUGAAGCCAUCUCUGGAACCCUCGACAGCUUCAGACAGCCAGAGAAACCCACAGAGGAGAGGAAACGUCAUUGGGAAAGGGAAUUAGCUGCAGCCGUCCCUGACGAAGGCGAUGGGGGUGUCACGCUGACAGCAGAGGACUUUGUAGUUCUUGUCACUACUUUUGACUAUGGAAUGAAAGACAAGGACCCCAUCAAUAAUGUGUAUUUCUACAACAAGAGAAAUCCUGACAAAGCAUUCAACAUCACCAGAGACCAGGUGUCCAAGCUUCUCCCAGCAUGCUUUUCUGAGCAGCUGAUUGGGGUUUACAGUAAGAAGACUGAUGACCAGAGUGUGGAGGCUGCCAGGAAUCACUUCGUCAAGUGGUGUGAAGAUAAGGGCUUGCCAAAAGCACAGUAUGGAGAAAUUGCAACACCGUAAAUCAUCCCUGGUGGAAAUAUCCAGAACAAUCCACCAGAUGUUUCAGAAAAUAGAGAUUAAAAGUCAAAAACAAAUCAAACACUCCCUGCUACUUAUUGGUUCAUUAGGAUUGAUUCUAUAAGGUGGAUUCUGAAUGUGACAGGUCGUCGUUGCAAAUGAGAAAUUGUUCUCAAUCGACUUACCUGGAUAACACCUGGAUAAAUAAAGGUAAAGAGGUGUAUUGUCAUCCUAUUUUAUCUGACCAUUCUAUAUAAAAUGCAUUUAAGCUUGAUCUGAACAUUUAUGACUGGUAUCUAAGAUUCAACAGGAGACCUCGGAUGAACUUUACUCUACUUUCAGAAGACGCCUCUCUGGAAACAUCUGGAAAGUGUUAUCAAUGGGGUCCCCAAGAUAUGGAAAAGAAGGCCAGUUGGCUUGUAGCCAUUGGUCAAUUAUUUAUCCCACCCUAAGUUAUGAAGAAUAGAUAUACCAUGUUCAAACAAAGAAAGUCAGAGGACCAUCAGAGAAUCGGG
Molecule: messenger RNA, 1941 nt
Organism: Perca flavescens (yellow perch)
Lineage: Eukaryota; Metazoa; Chordata; Actinopteri; Perciformes; Percidae
Product: deoxynucleoside triphosphate triphosphohydrolase SAMHD1-like
Exons: 14
Coding region: 53-1429 (458 amino acids)
Biological process (GO): dGTP catabolic process; defense response to virus; regulation of innate immune response
Cellular component (GO): nucleus
Molecular function (GO): dGTPase activity
Source: RefSeq, a predicted model, not a curated record